GCUUCUUCGUGGCCGCAUAGAGCGAAGCUAUUGUUUGCAGGCACACUACCUAAACAGUGUGCAAACAUUCACCGGUUAGUGAAACCCAUUUGUACUGGAUUCCAGCAAGGACACUUAGAUUUCGUUGCAUAUGUGGCCAAUCGCUUUCCUCAUACUUCUGCUAACGGUCGAAGUACAAGUGAAAAGCCAAGACUAAGCUUCGCUGAGUGCAAAGCUUUGUGCUGGAAACUUCAUGAGAAGAUACAGGACAGGUUCAAGUGUAUCGUAAACUGCAAAUCAGGUAUAAUGCCGAAGAUUAAACAAGACUGAAGAUUGAGGACAUCGAAGUUUGUAGUGUUCUUUGAAUAAAAAUCACGUUAUCAU
Messenger RNA from Cylicocyclus nassatus, 363 nucleotides. NCBI's taxonomy places the organism in Eukaryota, Metazoa, Nematoda, Chromadorea, Rhabditida, Strongylidae. The record is from the annotation of a GenBank genome assembly.